This is a messenger RNA of Aureobasidium melanogenum CBS 110374, 279 nucleotides long. RefSeq lists its product as uncharacterized. The record is from RefSeq and is a predicted model, not a curated record. Bases 1 to 279 code for a protein of 92 amino acids. The transcript has 2 exons. NCBI's taxonomy places the organism in Eukaryota, Fungi, Ascomycota, Dothideomycetes, Dothideales, Saccotheciaceae.
AUGUCUGACCAGGGACGCGAAUCUUUCACCGACAAGGUCUCGAAGACCGUCAUGCCCGACAGCCAGAAGUCUGGUAUGGACAAGACCAAGGACAAGGCAUCUGGUGGCAUGGACAGCGUAGCCGGUUCCAUGCAGCCUGACAGCAUGAAGUCGGGCUCGCAGAAGGCGGGUGACAAGAGCUCUAGCAUGUACGAGCAAACCAAGGACGCCGUCAGCAACACCUUCUCCAGUGACAACAGUAGGUUUCUUCUAUCCUAUCGUGCGAAAAGGGACAAAUGA